Messenger RNA from Prorocentrum cordatum, 1849 nucleotides. The record is from the annotation of a GenBank genome assembly. Lineage: Eukaryota; Dinophyceae; Prorocentrales; Prorocentraceae.
AUGAGGGCAGGAGUGGCCGUCGUGGCCUUCGCUGGGAGGUCCCCGCGGAGCGCAGGGGCUGCCAACUGGCCCACCACGGUGGUGGCCGGCUCCUCGGGGGAGCGCUGGUUCGUCGGCCGGCCCCUACGCUGGGGCGAGCUGCGGGACGCAGGCGACGUCAAGGCGACCAUCUUCAACACUGCGGCGCAUGGUAGCGUGGAGCUGGUGGCAGGCUUCAACUGGGCCGACUUCGAGGCAUUCAGGGUCAAGAAGGAGGGGGACCUGGCGGAGGCUUCCCCUGCACUGCAACGGGAGGCGGAGUCGGGCGCCGUUCUCACGCAGCGCCAGGGCACGAUGUGCUUGAUAGCCCUGCACAAGACCAGCGACCUCCAAGACCUCGUCGCCCGCCUGGAGUCCUUGGAGGUACCUGGCGUGCGUCUGGCGCUCUGCCUUGCGGGCGGCCUCACCUGCGCGGCGCGCUGCCAGGCGUUGAGCCAGCUGGUCGACUUGCUGGCCAAAGUCGUCGGCAGGGCGCUGGCGCGCUGCUGCGCGCCCCCUCACCGAGGGAGGCGGCAAACGUUCAAGCCGACCGUCUCCUGCUACGAGGUGCCAGAUCUGUGCGAACUCCCGACUGAUGACAAGAGGCACCUGUGGUGGUCGCCAGAAGACUUCGAGUCCUUCCUCAGCGAGCAGGUGGAGAUUGCCAAGGCCUACUCGGAAGCGGUCGAGCGUGGCGAGGAGGCGCUGUUCGGGUCCAACCCCGUGCUCGCCAACAACUCCCGGCGGGGCCUCGGCCUCGGCCGCGGCACCUCGCGGGCGACCAACUCGCAGGCGCACUUCACCGCGGUCAUCGAGGAGCAGGACCGGCAGCGACGCCUGGGAGUCGUGGACUGCGAGGCCCUGGCCCGCGCGGCGGCGGAGGCCAGCCGGGCCGAGGUGCAGCACUCCCUGGAGAGCGCGGCGAGAGACGCGGAGGACACCCGGGCGUACAUGGCAGAGGCCACGUGCGUGCUGGAGGACCUGGACGAGGAGGCGGAGGAGGACUACCCGGCGGCACUCGUCGAGAACCUCCCAGCGCCGGGGGCUCUGCCGACGGCGUCGGGCGAGCGGCGGCCGGAGGCCUCCGAGGGCCUCUCCGACGUGGAGGACGACUACUGCGACUCCUUCGGGGAGGCUUUCCCCGCCCUCCUGUGCCCGCACAAGAUGGACUCGAUGGUCGGCGACGGCUUGCUGAGACCUGUCGCGCCGCAGCAGACGGUGACGGUCGCCACGGCGCCGCCGCGCCCCCUGCGUCGCAGGGCGCCGGCCACGGUCACGGUCCUGUCGGUCACGGAGAAGGCCGAUUCCUUCUUCACGUUCCCUGCCGACGAGGACAGCAAUAAGCCCAGGGCCUAUGAGCCGAAGUCCACUGGCGGGUCCCCCUGCGGCCGCACCUGGAGCAGGGAGACCGCCCGCGGCUUCGGUCUGCCACCCGGGCGGCUGCUGGAGGCCGGCUUCCUGGCCUCUGGCCGGCAGAGGAGCGCGGGCCCGUGGACGCCGCAGCCACGGCGGCUCUCGCCGCCGCCCGUGAGGCGGGUCUUGACCACGUGACGCGGAGGCGGGCGCCAGGGGGGCACCGCCAAGGCAGAGUUGCGCGCCGCCGCCGGGCCCCGGGCCCGCGGGCGCUCCGACCUCCACGCCCUGGCAGACGCGUGACGCGGAGGCGGGCGUCAGGGGGACACGGUUAAUUACGCGCCGCCGCCGGGCCCCGGGCCCGCGGGCGCUCCGACUUUCGCCGCGGGGCCACUCGCCGCCGCAGCGCCGCACAGACCCCCCCUCGCCGUCCUCGCCGUCUCGUGGGCUUCUUGCCUCGUCCACCCCUCCAGUCUCC